This is a messenger RNA of Trichobilharzia regenti, 851 nucleotides long. The record is from the annotation of a GenBank genome assembly. NCBI's taxonomy places the organism in Eukaryota, Metazoa, Platyhelminthes, Trematoda, Strigeidida, Schistosomatidae.
UGGAAUCCGAUAAUCUCUGGAAGAAUUCAAUUGGAAGUAAUACAAAUCCCCUAACAUCUGAAACAACAACUGUACCGGUAUCAUCCCCCCGACCUUCUUCGUCUGCCGCUUUUGGUCAUCCCUCGGAGAGUAAAUCUUCCAAUUCUAUAACAAAUAUAGAAAUGGCUAGUAUAUUCGCUGAAAUGAAUAAAUCUAUGAUGAAUAAUACACCGCAUGAAACCGACGCCAAAGAGUCCCUAUGUUCUUCUUCUAUGGUUGAAAAACUUAUAAAACAAUCGGAUAAUUCAAAUUAUUAUUCCGCAUGGCAAACAUUUUUAACACAUUUGAUGCAUAAUAAAUCAUCUACUGAGGAAGAAAUAAAAAGUAAUUUAGAAGAAUUCAUAAAGGAUUAUACUCUGUCAACAACGUCUUCUUGGUCUUCUUCUUUGUCAACCAAUUCUAAUGUACAUAUGAAUUCAAUUACUACGGCAUAUUCUAGUGGUACUGGUUCCACACCUGCAGGUAGUGAUAAUUCAACACCGACUAAACGUAAAACAGCCUACGGAAUACGUGAUAUUCUUGGAGAUAAUCAUAAAGACGAUGUCAGUGGGUUAAGUGAUGAUAAAACAAGCAAAACCAGGCAUGUACAAGAUCCAUCCUCAAAUAAUAAUGAAAUGGAUUAUAAUAAAUUGAGUAAACUGUACUCCACAUGGUAUACAACAUUGAACUCUUUAACAAAUAUAUCUGAUCGGGAUGGUAUGCAUCAAUCCACAUGUCAAAAUAACACCCUACUUGAAGCCUUUACAAUGUUAUCAUCAAGUGUAAAUCAUCCAAGGAACUUGUUAAAUCUUUCACAAAUGAAUAUAGAAUGA